Messenger RNA from Trichosurus vulpecula (common brushtail), 4993 nucleotides. RefSeq names its product ectonucleotide pyrophosphatase/phosphodiesterase 3 (gene ENPP3). Gene Ontology annotation, molecular function: nucleic acid binding; metal ion binding; nucleoside triphosphate diphosphatase activity. Lineage: Eukaryota; Metazoa; Chordata; Mammalia; Diprotodontia; Phalangeridae. Gene Ontology annotation, biological process: nucleoside triphosphate catabolic process. The record is from RefSeq and is a predicted model, not a curated record. The transcript is spliced from 26 exons. The coding region runs from base 216 to 2843 and encodes 875 amino acids.
CUGUGAUUCUCAAGUCCAAAUACAUUGGCUCCGUUGUCCUAGAUAGUGAAAACUGGCUGUUAUAAAAAUCUUUACAGAUUGCCCAAUCGCUGUAGGGCCUCAGUCCUCCACAGAUCUUCACCAGCUGAUACCACUGAUCUGCCUGGUAGAGCUCUCUGUUAGCCAACUGUGGGAAAGAGGAGCAGCUAUUGACUGCUCUCAAAACAAGCAGAAUAAUGGCGCAAUCCACGCUGGAUUUAGAAAUAGAAGACUCUGUGAAAAGAAGCACUCUUAAGAGAUAUCAGAUACUCUCGGGGGUUCUUUGUGUUUUGUUGGUGGUUGUAUCACUUGGUCUAGGCCUGGGACUUGGAUUAAGGCGACAAGAGCAAGGGAGUUGUAGAAACAAAUGCUACGUGCAAUCCUACAGAGGACUGGAGGGCUGCCAGUGUGAUAGUGGCUGUAAAGAACGGAAGAACUGCUGCUGGGAUUUUGAAGAAACUUGUGUGGCAUCAACUCAGAUAUGGACAUGCAACAUAUUUCGUUGUGGAGAGACUCGGCUACCUGAUAGCUAUUGUUCUUGCUCUGACGACUGCUUGCAGAAAAAAGACUGUUGUGUUGAUUAUCACAGCGUUUGUAAAGGUGAAAGCAGCUGGGUGGAUGAAGCAUGUAGUGCUUCUCAGGAGCCUCAGUGUCCAGAGGGGUUUAGUUUGCCACCUGUGAUUUUGUUUUCCAUGGAUGGUUUCAGAUCUGAGUAUUUAGAUACAUGGGAUGUACUGAUGCCCAAUAUCAACAAACUGAGAACAUGUGGAAUAUAUUCGAAGUACAUGAGAGCAGUUUAUCCAACCAAAACCUUUCCAAAUCAUUACACCAUUGUCACAGGUUUAUAUCCAGAAUCCCAUGGCAUCAUUGACAAUAAUAUAUAUGAUGUACAUCUUGAUAAGAACUUUUCAAUUUCUUCACAAGAGAAAUUCAAUCCAGUAUGGUGGAAUGGACAACCUAUCUGGCUGACAGCUAUGUAUCAAGGUUUGAAGGCUGGAGCCUGCUUUUGGCCUGGCUCCGAUGUAGCUAUUAAUGGCACAUAUCCAUCCACUUACUUGAUGUAUGAUGGUUCUGUUCCGUACGAAAAGAGAAUUUCUACGCUGUUGAAUUGGCUUGACCUACCCAAAUCUGAAAGACCAGAUUUUUAUACACUAUAUGUAGAAGAGCCAGAUUCUGCUGGACACUCAAGUGGACCAGUUAGUGGUGAUGUAAUUAUGGCCUUAGAGAAAGUAGAUAAGGCCUUUGGAAUGUUGAUGGAGGGGCUAAAACAAAGGAACCUACACAACUGCGUCAAUAUCAUUCUUCUGACUGAUCAUGGAAUGGAACAGACAUAUUGUGAUAAGAUGGAAUAUAUGACUGAUUACUUUUCAGAAGUAAACUUUUAUAUAUAUCAAGGACCUGCCCCUCGCAUUCGGUCUCGCAAUAUCCCAGUGGACUAUUUUACUUUUGAUUCUCAAGGAAUUGUUGGAAACCUCAGUUGUCGAAAAGCAGAUCAGCAUUUUAAGCCCUAUCUGUCUCCUGACUUGCCCAAACGACUACAUUAUGCUAAAAAUGACAGAAUUGACAAAGCUCAGCUCCUUGUAGACCGGCAGUGGAUGGCAGCAAGAAGUAAAGAUUAUAAUUGUGGAGGUGGUACCCAUGGUUAUGACAAUGAAUUUAAAAGUAUGGAGGCCAUCUUUUUGGCACAUGGACCAGGGUUUAAUGAGAAAAUUGAAGUGGAACCUUUUGAAAAUAUUGAGCUCUACAACCUAAUGUGUGAUCUCUUACGCAUUCAACCAGCACCAAACAAUGGAACUCAUGGAAGUCUGAACCAUCUUUUGAAGGUGCCUUUCUAUGUUCCAACCCAUCCCCAAGAAGUGUCCACUCUUUCUUCUUGCCCCUUUGCUAAUCCAGAGCCAACAAGUGAUUUAAGCUGUUCAUGUGCUGCACUAGAUCGGAAUGCUGAGAUAGAGAUGAAUCAAAAUCUAAAUCUCAAUGAAGAAGAAGAAACGGAAACAGUGAAAGAAAAUUUACCUUAUGGGAGGCCCAGGAUUACACAAGGAAGCAAAGAAUACUGUCUCCUUCACCAGAAAGACUACGUGAGUGGAUUUAGUCAAGAAAUCCAUAUGCCGCUGUGGAGCUCGUAUACCAUCUCUAAACCUGGAGACACAUCGCCUCUUCCUCCCACUGUUCCAGACUGUCUGCGGGCUGAUGUUAGGAUUUCUCCUUCUCAGAGCCAAAAUUGUUCCAUCUAUUCAGCCGAAAAGAAUAUCACCCACGGCUUCCUCUACCCUCCUAUGUUCAACAAGACAGCCAACGGACAAUAUGAUGCUUUACUUACAAGCAAUUUGAUUCCAACUUAUGAAGCAUUUAAACAAAUGUGGGACUACUUCCAUCGUGUUCUGCUUGUGAAAUAUGCUACCGAAAGAAAUGGAGUGAACGUGAUUAGUGGACCGGUGUUUGACUACAACUAUGAUGGACAUUCCGAUGAGCCCCAUGAAAUUACAGAGUUUGUAAACAAUACUGACAUUCCCAUCCCAACUCACUACUUCGUGGUGCUAACUAGCUGCAAAGACCAGACUUAUACUCCGCUGAACUGCCCUGGGUCCUUGGACGUCUUGCCUUUUAUCAUUCCUCAUCGACCCACCAACGUAGAAAGCUGUGCGACAAAUAGAUCAGAGGAUCUUUGGGUCGAAGAAAGAUUUCAGGCUCAUACUGUUCGAGUGCGUGAUGUGGAACUUCUCACAGGACUUGACUUUUACCAAGAAAGAGACCAGCCUGUCUCUGAGAUCUUGCAGCUAAAAACAUUCCUGCCCAUUUUUGAGACUUUUAAUAAUGGACUAUAGAAACAUGAGUUCAGAGAAUACGGGUAAUCAGCUUUUCCUCUGCUAUCGGUUUAAACCAGAGUUACCAAACUUAUGUGGUCUACUACUCCCUUUAAAAUUUUUUUUUUUACCCAGAAUCUCUAAACCAUCCCACCCUGCCCCUUGCCCCACAGAAAUCUACUUUAACCUUUUAACUUUUUUUUUUAAAUUGCAUCAUUUCAAAACAAUAUAAAAUACAUUUUUAAAAAAAUGAUGCAUCUUAAAUUUAAUAAUUCAUUGUAAAUUUGUGGGUUUUUUCCUAUGCUGAAAUUUGGAUGAUGCAAUAUUGCAUCAUGUAACUGUCAUUCCAAUUAUGAAUUAUGAAAAGAAAAUCUAGGACUGAUUUGGGAAUUGGAAUUGAAUUCUCUAUUGAAUUGUAUUGUAAACAAGUCAUUACAUGUGCAUGUUCCUGCUGAUACAUGCUAGGCUUCCCGACAACGGGCAACAGGCUUGCCUGCCAACAUUUGCUUGUUAAGACCAAUUGAUUAUAACUUUAAUUUUGUGUGUUUAUUUGGAAAAUAGUGUAAUCACUAUGACUUUAACUCUGUCACACAACAGAAAUGUACAAACGGGUUUGCAAAAUUUUCUUCUCUUCUUUCCUUAUGCUUCCACCACCCCUUUAUUUUUAUUCAAUGCCCCCCAAUUGCAUCUGAGGCUACUACUGUCCCCUUGGAUCAUUCCAGUGCCCAUUCCAGGGCGGUAUUGCCCAUUUCGGAAACGUGUGGUUUAUACAAUGAAGAUGGUUAUUAUUUCUUCUUUAGCCUUAAAGCUACACUGAGUUAUCUUUUCCUCUAUCUUAUGCUUUUAAUGUCUUUCCAUGGGCCUCUCAGCUGGUGUUUCACCAGAGCACUCCAGGGAAAAGAGAAGAAACAACUCUUACUUUGGAAUCAAAUCUGUACUGCUUGAGUUUCACUGUAAAAUAAACAAAUAGGAUACUUUGCUCAGAAUACAAGGACACAAACUGUGUAGUUUCUUCCCUAAUAGCCAAUCAUAUUUUGUGAGCUGCUUACAUGGUCUGGCAGCAUUUCACUCACCUGAAGGCUUGGUGAAACUCAGUUGACAGAACUUUGUAUAUUGAAAGAAUUUUUACUAUGCUUUUUGCUAAUAUUUCAAUCAAGUCAUGGUUAUUAAAACCAACUAAUUGCUUCAGAAAACAUCUUCUAUUCUAACUAAUUAGGUUUUAAGCAUUGCAGGAACAUUAGUUUUUUAAAAAGGAAUAAUAAUGCUAAUGUUUGUAUAGCCCUUUAAGAUUUACAUUACUUAAUUUUAUCUUCCCAAUAGCUAUUAGGUAGCUAUUACUAUUAUUCCCAUUUUCAAGAUAAAGAAAAAGGAGGGAUUUGAACCCAGGUCCUCCUGACUCAAGUUCAUAUCUCUAUCUACUAUGUUAAACUGCUUACCAAAUAGAAAUGGAAAUGUAGAAAGGAAUGAAGCAUCUUUUUUUUUUCUUGUAUGGUUUCAACUUCAAGAAACAGAAGAGAUAGGAACCAUGGAUUUUCUUCCAAAAAUUGUUGGGUAACUUCUUCCAUGUUUCAGUCCUUCUGUCUUUUUGGGUUUACAUAAAAUAUUGCUGAUGAAAUAGACUAUGUAAGCAGAAACUAUUGGGAAGUUUCCAACUUUGUUUACAAAGAGCCUGAAUUCAUUAGAAGUGGAGAUUUUGAGUGUGGCUUUGGUGGGGUUGGGGAGGAGGAGUGAAUUUGUUUUACUUUAAAAUAGAUUUAAAAAUUUUUUAAAAGAUGUUCCUUCCAACUGUUUUAGAAAAAUGCUUGUAUUGUAAAGAUGGGGAAUGAUUCUUCCCACGUAAUGCAUUUUAAUUUUACAGAUCAAGAAGAGAAAGAAAUAACUACCUGAUAAUUUAAGCAAUGAUUUGAAUUUAUAUAAAUCAUUUUCCUGGUUCUGAUUGACUAAAAAACAUGGAAUAUUGUUGGAUGUAUAUUUUAAUAAUUCAACACUUGAUUCCUCACAUAGCUUUGGUUUCUAACUUUAUGAUGUUUGCAGAUGUGUUGUCUCAGGUAAUGAAUUUGUUCUUUUUAUUCUGUUUACACGGAAAUAUUGCAAUGAACAGCUGUUUGUAGAGUUAUUUUUCCCCAAAUAAAUAGUUGUUUCAAUAAAAUAUGACUUAUUUCUGAAUAGAA